This is a messenger RNA of Oldenlandia corymbosa var. corymbosa, 2604 nucleotides long. NCBI's taxonomy places the organism in Eukaryota, Viridiplantae, Streptophyta, Magnoliopsida, Gentianales, Rubiaceae. The record is from the annotation of a GenBank genome assembly.
AUGGAUGUUCGGUUGCUCAACAGUACCCUAAAGGAGGCUAGAACAAAAUAUAGGCACGAGUGGAUCAGCGCAAGCCACGACCUCAACUGCAACCCAGACAGAUCACCGGAUCCUGGACCAGAGAAAAUAAUAGAGCUCCCUGAAGGAACACUGACCAUAUUUAAAAAUCAAAAAUCAACCCAAGAAGAACAGUCCCCUGUUCAAAGUCUAAGGCCCCACAACUUGUGGAGGAAACCAAAGAGGAAGAAGAGCACACCGACAGGAAAUCCAAAGCAACUUGUGGUUGCUGAUGACAAUGAUGCUAAAAAGCCCAAAAAGAAAAGAACGAAACCUCUGAACAAGAAACUGAUGAUUGGUCAAGAUCCACAGCCAAUCAGUUCUGAAGAUUCUGUCGAGAAAUUUGAGACAAGGAUGGCACCAAACCAUCUCUUCCAACUCAUCACUGAAAUCAAUAAACCAACAGAUCUUAAGGAAGAGCCACAUGCGGUAGAUUAUCGCCAACUACAAAGGCAGGCUAUCAGAGAUAUGGGAUUUGGCGUCUUGCUGGAUCUCAAAAUCAAAAAUAUUCCAACAGCCUUAUGUAGUUUUCUGGCAAACAAUUUUCAGAUCGGUGCGAGACAAGUCCCAUUGAAUGGUUACAAUGUACUGGAUAUCAAACAGGAAGAUGUUGUUGCUGUACUUGAUCUUCCUCGUGAACCCAAACAGUGUGAGUAUGAGAGAGUGCAUCCGAGGUCAUUCCCUGUGAUCAAAUCUUGGGAUCAAAAGAUGCUAGACGAUAGAGUAAGACUUCAGGGAAGUAAUUUCACAGAUGUCCAGACACUUGAACGUCUCAAGAAACCGUCCUCAGCAGCAUCCCGAGAUGAACAACUAGAGACGGAAUCACAGGAGGAUACACAGGCCAACCCCAACACACAGCAAGUCUAUGUAGACCUUGCUGUUCUUUAUGAAAAAUUCUACCAAUUGAUUAUCACGAUGAGCAAAACUGUUUUAGACAUACGUGAGAAGGAAAUGGAGUUAAAAAUCGAACCAGAUGAACAAGCAAAAGCAAACAAUCAAGAUCCUAACAGAGGCAAUGGUGGACUGGAGCAAUUGAGCCAGACAAAUGAUGAGGCUUCUCUUCCAGUGGGAAAAUUCGUGCCUACUUCAAAAGAAGUGGUGGUUGAUGAACAACAAACUCAACCACAAGGGGCACAGGGACUGGAUCAAUUGAGCCAGACAAAUGAUGAGGCUUCUCUUCCAGUGGGGAAAUCCAUGCCUACUUCAAAAGAAGUGGUGGUUGAUGAACAACAAACUCAACCACAAGCACAUGGAAUGAAUAUCUCCACAAUAGAAAAGAAGAGAUCCCAUCAAGAUUCCACCGGCAGGGAUUCAGGUGUGACAUCCACCUAUACCAAAAGGUCGAGAAGCACUGGUACCUGGAAAAGGAAAGUAUUCAAAGACCCAACUAUCCCACACUUUAACCUGGGUAUCUUCUCCAGUCAGGAAGAUAGUUACGAGACAACCCAGGAGAAGAACACUGAGGAAGAUAUCACAGGAAGUGUUGAUUUGGAUAAAGAUGUCAAUGAGACUAUAGAAGCAGAAGAAUAUCCAGUACCAUCUGCACUCGACGAAACAAAGAAUCCCACUCCUUCCAUCGAUGAAAUCAUAAGAAGGGCCAGUGCACCAGCUUCAGAAUCAUUAAGUGAUACCAAAAAACUAGAGAUGAUUGCCGCUGCUGCAGAACAAGUUGAGAAGAACUCAAAGGUGGUUGAAACAGUCCCUUUAAGCAUAAUUCCACCCGAUUGGAAUAUUGCUUCUACAACGGGUGGUCUACUGAUGCUGGAGAAAAAUGAGUGUACCACGCCGCCGCCUGCAAUCUCAAAGAAAGCUGAUGAGCUUGAUGAAGAAUUAACAAAGACAGUGGAAAAGAAUUUCUUGUUUGAAUUUGGAAAAAUCGUUUGGGCAGACAGAACAGCAUUCUAUUCUAUGAGGGAAGGGACAUGGAUAGAAAACAGCAUCAUAGAUGCUUGGGCUGUCAUCCUAAACAAAGAAGAAGCUAAGAGUGACUCCCCAAGACGGAUAUUCUUUGGUGUUUCCUCAUUUGAUACAAUCAGUCGAUACUAUCAACCGGGCAGUAAUAAAGAGGAAAUAGAGUUCACAUUCUAUGAGAGGUUGGUUCUUGAACUAGAAGAACAAGGCCUCACUGUGGCAUCCCUGAUAGCGGCAAAAGCUUUUCGGUUCUUCCAAAGCUUUGUUGAAUGCGUGUUCCCACGCAUAGAACUGGUCAGUGCUCAGUACACCUUCACAGAGGUUAUGCUACCAUCGCAUAAGGACAAAACGCCGAAUGCGGAAGAUUGUGGAAUAUACACAAUGCACCACUUGGAGCGGUAUGAUGGUGGUGAGUACGAGGAUCGUAGUACUUUGGAUUUCAACACAGGAAACAUCAAAGAGUACCGGUGGAAAUACAUGAUAAAAAUCCUUAUGCACCCAGCCAACAAAAAUAAGGACAAAAUCCUCGAAGCAAUGCACCAGUUCUAUACAAAUACUGCUGAAGAAGAACGAAAAGAAAUUCCAGAUCAUGUUGAUUUGAGCAGCAAAUCUUACUACAAUGACAGAAAAAUUUAG